Diaporthe amygdali is the source of this 1926-nucleotide messenger RNA. RefSeq names its product phospholipase. Bases 1 to 1926 code for a protein of 641 amino acids. The record is from RefSeq and is a predicted model, not a curated record. Gene Ontology annotation, cellular component: membrane. Lineage: Eukaryota; Fungi; Ascomycota; Sordariomycetes; Diaporthales; Diaporthaceae. Gene Ontology annotation, biological process: arachidonate metabolic process. The transcript is spliced from 3 exons.
AUGGAGGAUACUGGCUUGAAGAGAAAGGACACCACCAAGGGUCCGCCCCUUCGGAUCCUGUCGCUAGAUGGCGGUGGUGUCCGAGGCUACAGCAUGUUCAUCAUCAUACAGGAGAUCAUGCACCGAACCUUCGUCGAAAUUGAGGGUCGCGCGCCAAGGCGCCACGAGAUCCCAAAACCCGCCGACCACUUCGACCUUAUCGUCGGCACCGGAACAGGCGGCUUGAUCGCCCUGAUGCUGGGAAGGCUGCGUCUGGAUCUGGAGACUUGCAAACAGCUCUACGUACGCCUCACGCGCAUGGUGUUCGAGACCGACAAGACGAUACUCGGCAUUCCCACCCACGCAACCCUUUUUAAGGCCUCGAGGCUCGAGGAGGCCAUCAAGGACGCAGUGUCCGAACACACCACAUCUGAGUCGGAAGGCGACGAUGGCACCUCGGUUCACAGCCCUCUGAGCUCACACUCUCGGUCGAGCUACCCUCGGAGGCACGCCAGCAAUGCAAGCGUGGUCAGCUUCAGUAACAAGAGCCCCGCGGCUCAGAUGGCCCGGCCAUACUACUCUGGUAGAGGUGGUGGUGACCCUAACGCACGGCUCUACGACGAAAGAGAAUUCCGAACCAAAACUGCUGUGACCGCCGUAUACAAAGGCGCAUCUAGCAAAAAUGUCGACGUUGUUUUACUGAGGUCGUACGAUUCAAGGAGAGAGCCUGCCCCGGAGUUCGAUUGCAAAAUUUGGCAGGCCGGGAGAGCAACUUGCUCUAUAGGACUAGCAUUCAAGCCCAUCCAAAUUGGGCAGACCGUGUUCCACGACGAUGGCGAUGGACGAUUCAACCCAGCUCCAGAAGCUCUCGACGAAGCCGUUGUAAACGAGUGGCCUGGACGGGACGUUGGCGUUUUCCUAAGCAUAGGAACAGGAAAGAGACCGAAGGGCAGCGACACGAAUAAGGCAGAGUGGUAUGAAGGCUUCAUUGGGGGCUUCGCAGAGGCCAAGCGGAGACUUAUCGCCAAAAUUGAAGGAUGCGAAAAGACACACGAGAUGAUGAAGAAGCAACACCUUUCGGACAGGGGAGUCAAUCCUGAGGUCUAUUAUCGCCUUAACGUUGAGGUGGGUGUGGGAGAGUUUGGAAUGAAUGAGUGGAACCGGUUGUCGGACAUCAGCACUUCGACGAGAAUGUACCUUGGGAGGAAGACGGAGCAGAAGAUGGUCCAGGACGCCUCAGCUAAGCUGGCCAAGAUCCAUCGUGCAAGGCAGCGACUGGAGCGACUCAGCGCAGAACCAGACCUGAAGUACAAGCUGCCCGAGUUUGACAUUUCAGCACCACUGGCCGUCGAGCUUCCCGCCGAGAUCCCAGAGAGUUGGCCAUCCCCUCACACACCAUCAAGCCGACACUCGUUCGACCGACAAUCUUACGACUCCGGGACAGAUAAUUUGUCGCUCCCAAACACACACCAGUCCCCAAGAAGCUCAUACGAGCGGGUCCUGCCUACCAUACCGCAGAGCCAACCCCUGCCGCCUUCCAUACACGGCUCUCCUCAGCCGACAGGACCUCGCCGAGCAUCGCCGCCUUCUAGCGGUAAGAGGCCGCCCUCAGCCCCGCCGGCUUCGGCCGCCGCCGCCGAGCAUCACGGAGAUGGAGACAAACUCGUGAUACAUGCGCCAACACCCGAACAGUGGCGGAAUGCGUCUGGGUCAGACAAGAUCGCCAUUGUAUCCACGGAUGAGCGACCCAGCCGCCAGGACUUUGCCCCGCAGCCACCGAGGGUAGCACCCCCGCCACUGCCGCCGAAGACACCACUCCCGGAGAAUCAAGUCCCGAGAGCACCGCGGCGUGUAGGCACGGCCCCCGUGGGUCCGGCACCGCCCUAUCCGUUGGAUGAUGAACCGCCCCCGCCUGUUGGUAGGAAACCAGUCUAUCAGGGUCGUUGA